AUGUUAGAAAUAUUUUGCCCCCUGAUAGACCAGGCCCGAGGGGAGGGGGUGGUGGAUGUCCUGGGGUACGUGUCAACCAUGAGGGAUCAGAGGAAGAACAUGAUACAGACUCCGGAGCAGUAUCAGUGUGUCUUCCAUUGCCUAUUGGAGAUGACAAAAUAUGGCAACACCAGCAUGGACGUUGACAGCUUCAUCAAUUGCUAUCUCAACAGUGGUAUGGACACUACAGUGGACGGAAGGACAUUCAGGCAGAUGUCAGAGAUGCUUACAAAUCAACAAAACGAUGAUUGUCCCUCCCGACACAGGAUGUGGGUGGAUGGUAAUCCUGACUUCAUUGUCCGAGUGGGUCCGUCUAUGACCUAUGUGAGCGGGUACCUUCAAGCGGUUGCCCCGCCAGCUGGGUUGGUGAAGCUGCUGUGGAAGCUGGUGGAAGAGAACAACAUCCACAACAUUGUUGUCGUCACCCCACUGGAGGCUGAUGUUGCUGGAAAAGAGAACGAGGAGAAAAAGUAUGGUGAUGUGACCAUAAAAACGACCCGUCAGAUCAACCUUACUUCAGGCCUCAUUCUUGUGAAUACUGACCUGAUGAAAGUGGGUUAA
Haliotis rubra (blacklip abalone) is the source of this 600-nucleotide messenger RNA. RefSeq names its product receptor-type tyrosine-protein phosphatase T-like. Gene Ontology annotation, molecular function: protein tyrosine phosphatase activity. Lineage: Eukaryota; Metazoa; Mollusca; Gastropoda; Lepetellida; Haliotidae. The transcript is spliced from 7 exons. The coding region runs from base 1 to 600 and encodes 199 amino acids. The record is from RefSeq and is a predicted model, not a curated record. Gene Ontology annotation, biological process: protein dephosphorylation.